Encephalitozoon intestinalis ATCC 50506 is the source of this 822-nucleotide messenger RNA. RefSeq lists its product as hypothetical. Gene Ontology annotation, molecular function: GTPase activity. Lineage: Eukaryota; Fungi; Microsporidia; Unikaryonidae. The transcript has a single exon. The record is from RefSeq and is a predicted model, not a curated record. Bases 1 to 822 code for a protein of 273 amino acids.
AUGAGCUUGAUAGAAUCGGAAAAGAAGGAAGAGGAUGGAACAAGAAGAAAAAUUUUUGUGGUGGUUGGAAUGGCAGGAAGCGGAAAAACAACUUUUUGCCAAAGAUUAUAUUCAUGGAUUUCUCAAGACAAUUGCACGAUAGAUCCAGCCACAGGAUUAAAUUCGCAUAUAUACUCUAUAAAUACUGAUCCAGCAGUGGUGAAUACAAAGAUGCCUUUAAACCUCGACAUAAGGGACGUUGUGGAUUAUCACGAGACGAUGGAGAAGUACGAGUUAGGGCCAAACGGAGGAAUUAAUACAUGUUUAAACCUAUUUCUUUUGAAUAUAGGGGAAUACAUUGACAGAAUAAAAGAAGAGUACAUCAUCAUAGAUACACCUGGGCAGAUCGAGGCCUUUACAUGGUCAUCGCCAGGAUAUGUACUGAUUGAGGCGUUGAAAACCGUUGGAGAAGUUAUUCUUGUAUAUGUGGUUGACUCUGUGUCUUCGCACAAGCAUGCUGUGUUCAUGUCGAAUAUGAUGUAUGCAGCUUCUUUAAUGUGCAGAUAUGAGGUUGAGACACUAUGCCUUUUCAAUAAGAAGGACUUGUCAGGAAGUGAGCUUCUUGAGGAAUGGAUUAGCGACUAUGAAAGCUUUAGGGAUUCGUUGAACGAUGAAGAUAUGUUUUCUCCUAUUCUAGGAUCCAUGGCCCUCCAUUUCGAGGAGUUUUAUAACUCGAUAAAGACUGUGUCUGUUUCUUCGUCUACAGGAAGUGGGAAGUCCGACUUUUUCGAUGCUGUUAACCAAAUUAUGAAUGAGAAGUAUCCAGAAAAUAAAUUUGAAUAA